Messenger RNA from Ricinus communis (castor bean), 2486 nucleotides. RefSeq names its product L-type lectin-domain containing receptor kinase VIII.1. Gene Ontology annotation, biological process: protein phosphorylation. The transcript has a single exon. Bases 210 to 2255 code for a protein of 681 amino acids. Gene Ontology annotation, molecular function: ATP binding; protein kinase activity; carbohydrate binding. Lineage: Eukaryota; Viridiplantae; Streptophyta; Magnoliopsida; Malpighiales; Euphorbiaceae. Gene Ontology annotation, cellular component: plasma membrane. The record is from RefSeq and is a predicted model, not a curated record.
UGGAAUUUUGUUUUUGCUUUGUUUGAUAUGUGGACAAGUUACGUGCAAUCAUUUAGAACGUGAGUGCAUCAGUGAAGGUGACUACUCAGUCCCCUUCCACCGCUGCUCUUUCAUAUUGAACAGCCUUAAACCGGUUCAUAUCUACCCAGUAGCUAGCUAGAUAGGCAUCAUUUGUUCUUCAACUAUUUUUCCUGAUUUGGUGAUGCUUAAUGGGGUCCUGUAACUUCUGGUUUUUGUGGUCAUCAGCAUAUCUUCUAUUUCUCAUACAACUUCACCCAACUUCAGUGGAAUCAUCAUCAGCUGAUGACCAGAAGAGGCAGAGCUAUGGACCUUUAAUUAACGUUACUAAGCACCUCUCUUUUCCAGAUUUCAGUUUGGAUAAUCCCAGAAUUAUACACGAGAUUCAGCUUUUAGGUAGUGCCAAAGUGUCAAAGGAGAAGGGAGCUAUCCAAAUUCCAGAUGAAUCCCAAGCAACUGAUCUGAAACAUCAAGCUGGGCGAGCUAUCUACUCUUUUCCAAUCCGUCUUCUUGAUCCACUCACUGCAACUCCUGCUUCCUUUGAGACUACCUUCUCUUUUCAAUUUACCAACUCCACUACUUCCAACCUUAGUUCCACAUACAACCUUACUGGCGCUGGAGGCAGUGGCCUCACCUUCAUUAUCGUCCCGGAUGAGUUCACUGUAGGUAGGCCUGGACCUUGGCUUGCCAUGCUUAAUGAUGCUUGUGAGGACAACUACAAAGCAGUUGCUAUUGAAUUUGAUACUCGUCAGAAUCCAGAAUUUGGAGAUCCAAAUGACAACCAUAUAGGCAUCGAUCUUGGCAGCAUAGUGUCCACAAUAACUAUUAAUGCUUCGGAUGUUGGUAUCUCCCUGAAGGAUGGCUCUCUUCACCAAGCUUGGAUUUCAUAUAAUGGUCCUCGCCGUUGGAUGGAUAUACGUCUUGCGUCUAAACCCAUCUUCUCCGGUUUUCUUGAUCUCUCUCCUUUUCUCAAUGAAUAUAUGUUCGUUGGAUUCUCUGCUUCUACGGGAAAUUUGACUCAAAUCCAUAAUAUCUUAUCCUGGAACUUCACCUCCAUCAGCCAAGCCUCGCUUCUCGUACCUUCUGUGGAAACAUGCGAGAGUAAGAUUACUCGACGAACUGGCAUUGUUGAUCUUCAAACUUCACAGGCAAAAAGCUCAAAGAAAGCAGAACCCUCGAGUAGUUUCUUAAUUUUCAUUGCUGUAAUGGUGCUUGCUAUUGCCGUAGUUGCCAGUUUUUUCUACAAUGGAAGGCGUAGAAAUGAUCAGUCAAAUCUUAUGAUCUUGGCAGAUAAACCCCAACGUCCGCGGCCUCCCAAUAAACCCCGCCGUUUCACCUUUGCUGAAGUUUCCAUAGCUACUCGGUGUUUCCAUGAAUUGGAAGUACUGGGCAGCGAUUCCAAAGGUGUUUAUUAUAGAGGAAAGCUAUCAAAUGGUUGUCAAGUGGCUGUUAAACGUUUCUCAGCUCAAUUCUUAAACUCACAGCUGGGAUUGGAUAGGCGGCAAUUGCUCAAAGAAAUCAGUACAAUUAGCAGAGUUCGUCACCCAAAUUUAGUCCCAAUUAGAGGAUGGUGUCAGGAUAAUCGCGAAACCAUGGUUUUGUACGAUUUCUAUCCAAAUGGAAGUCUGGAUAAAUGGCUAUUCGGAGUUGGUGUGCUUCCUUGGACUCGGCGAUUCAAGGUAGUUAAAGACGUGGCUGAUGCUCUCAAUUUCCUUCACUCUAGGCAUCUGUCUCACAAGAACAUGAAAACAAGCAGCGUCUUCCUUGACGUUAGCUUCAGGGCGGGUUUAGGCGACUUUGGUUUUGUGCUUUCCCCAACAGAGUCAAGGCGGUUUGAGGCAGCUGUGAGUCAGAAGGCUGACGUGUUUGAGUUCGGCAUUUUUGUGUUGGAAGUGGUGUCUGGCAGGGGAAGAUUGGACAAUGAAGUCAGGCUGCAGGAAGAGAGGGAUUUGGUAGAUUUUGCAUGGAGAAUGCACGAGACUGAUGAGAAAGAAAGAGCGGUGGAUAGGAGGAUGGGCGCAGUUGUUAACUUGCAACAGGCCAUAAGAGUGCUGGAGAUUGGAUUGCUUUGCACAUUAAAUGAGGAUAAAGGCAGGCCUUCCAUGGAGGAAGUGAUAGCUUUUUUGAGCUUAGAUAGGCCAAUUCCUGAGUUGCCUUCAAGUCGACCCAUUGCUUUGUUUCCUUACAAUAGCGCGACUGGCCUUUGCACUGGAUAUUCUUGCUCUCCUUUCAAGUAAAAGAAGAUGACCAGGAAAUAUGGAAAAAUGAAAGAAAAUGCUUCGUCUUUUGGGUGUGGGUGUGGGUGUGGUUGUGGUUGUGUUUGUUAUUUGGAUAUUGUUUUUUUUUUGUGCAUGCACUUCAAUAUAAAAAGAAUAUGUAAACUUGGAUUUGAAUUGUAUGCUUUGUGAAAAUUUCAUGUAUAUGGUCCGAUCAUUCGAGAAUUCUAUUAGUUUAAUGCUUGUAUAGCA